AUGUCCUUUCUACCACAUGCAUUGCAGGAUGACUGUGACAGUGAUCGUGAAGUCAUCAGUAUGGACCUUAGCGAGUGUGAUCCAGAUGAAUUUCUGUGCAACAAUGAGCUGUUUGAUUUCUUGGAUAGUUUUAAGAUACUAAAUAAUGGUGAUGUUCAGUUUGUCUUGAAAGUUACAGAGCGGUUUUCACAUGCUUUAGUAAAUCACAAGAAAUCUGAAGAAGUCAGGAACACAAUGAUGCAUGAUGUUGGUAACAAACCUCCAUACCAGCAGUCAUAUGACCGGUCAAAAGAGCGACUAAACAAGAAUCCAGGAACAAAUUACCAACAAAACCUACAAACUGAUUCAAGCUCUAACAGAGGACCUGUUAAUGAACAGAGAUUGCACACUCAGUAUCCAUCAGAAUUUGGCAGAAAUUACAAUCAAAACAAUGAGCAGCCCAAUCCUCAAUAUCAAAGAGGACAUGUUACAGGGCCAAGACCAGCAGGGAGGCUGUCUACAACAACACAUGAUGAACUUGGAAAUUUUAAUCAAAGGAAAAAGGUUCCCGAUUCACAGUUUAAUGGGGGGCCUAUUAGGGAGUCAAUGCCUUUGUUACACACUGCCCGGCCACCUUCUUCACAUGAAGGUAUUUAG
Molecule: messenger RNA, 636 nt
Organism: Spea bombifrons (plains spadefoot toad)
Lineage: Eukaryota; Metazoa; Chordata; Amphibia; Anura; Pelobatidae
Exons: 7
Coding region: 1-636 (211 amino acids)
Source: RefSeq, a predicted model, not a curated record